AAGAAAAUAGCGAGAUUAGGGAUGAGAUUUGCAAAUGACUGCGGACGAAGCAUUAAGCGACAUAGAGUAUCGCUAGUGUAGCGAUGCAAAUGCGACUGCGCCUGAAAACGAUCAAGCGGCCUCGGGGCGCUGCUCGCGCACCAACUCUACAGUCUUUUUGCUUUCCAUUUUGUACCGUACAGUACGUCCACCGAAGUACUGACGUUUCGCUGUGCCAUCGCAUGGCCGACGUGUGCAUUCUGAGGUUCACUUUCGCGUGGUACCCGCUCUGUCACAAGUAUCACAUUUAAAACGUAACACUUGUGGCAAAAACAUCAACAUACUGGUCUCAGAAGAAAAAUUCUUCGAUCCGGCUUUCACGUCGACGUGGACCACCUUCCCAGGCUUCGUCCCGUUGGUGAUAAACGAUUAAUUUAGCUGAAACUCGUGAGCCGCGACCACGCGACACAACGCGCAGCAAUGUCCAACGAGGAGACUUCCGCCGACCGCAAUGUCGAAAUCUGGAAAAUUAAGAAACUUAUAAAAAGCCUUGAAAUGGCGAGGGGGAAUGGGACUAGUAUGAUUUCAUUAAUUAUUCCUCCAAAAGAUCAAAUAUCAAGAGUGAGCAAAAUGUUAGCAGAUGAAUUUGGAACGGCAUCAAAUAUUAAAUCUCGUGUAAAUAGACUAUCUGUUUUGGGUGCAAUUACAUCCGUACAACAUAGGCUAAAGUUAUAUACAAAAGUGCCUCCAAAUGGCCUGGUAAUAUAUUGUGGUACCAUAGUAACUGAAGAAGGCAAAGAAAAGAAAGUUAACAUUGAUUUUGAACCCUUUAAGCCUAUUAAUACUUCUCUUUAUCUUUGUGAUAAUAAGUUUCACACUGAAGCACUUACAGCAUUACUUGCUGAUGAUAAUAAAUUUGGUUUCAUUGUAAUGGAUGGUAAUGGAGCAUUGUUUGGUACGUUGCAAGGCAACACUCGUGAAGUUCUACAUAAAUUUACAGUAGAUCUCCCCAAAAAGCAUGGCAGAGGAGGACAGUCAGCACUUCGUUUUGCUCGGUUGCGUAUGGAAAAACGACAUAAUUAUGUUCGAAAAGUUGCAGAAGUAGCUACCCAAUUAUAUAUUACUAAUGACAAACCUAAUAUUGCUGGUUUGAUAUUAGCGGGCAGUGCUGACUUUAAAACCGAACUUAGUCAGUCGGACAUGUUUGAUCCUAGAUUACAAGCGAAAGUUAUAAAGUUGGUAGAUGUUUCAUAUGGUGGAGAGAAUGGUUUUAAUCAAGCUAUUGAAUUAGCUGCUGAAUCUUUGCAAAAUGUGAAGUUUAUUCAGGAAAAAAAAUUAAUAGGUCGUUACUUUGACGAAAUCUCACAAGAUACUGGAAAAUAUUGUUUCGGCGUAGAAGAUACUUUAAGAGCAUUAGAAUUAGGCAGUGUAGAAACCCUUAUUUGUUGGGAAAAUUUAGAUAUUCAACGAUACGUUUUAAAGAAUCAUACGAAUGCAGAAGAGAAGGUUUUACACCUGACGCCAGAACAAGAAAAAGAUAAAACUCAUUUUACUGACAAAGAGAGUGGAGUAGAAUUGGAACUUGUAGAAUGUCAGCCUUUACUUGAAUGGUUAGCAAAUAACUACAAGAGUUUUGGUGCCACUUUGGAAAUUAUUACAGAUAAAUCUCAAGAAGGCUCUCAGUUCGUAAGAGGUUUCGGAGGUAUUGGCGGUAUAUUGCGGUACAAAGUGGACUUUCAGAGUAUGCAGUUGGAAGAUGUCGAAGUUGAUGCUUUUGAUCUGGAUGACUAUUAAAUCCGUGACUCAACAGACACUUUUAGCUUCAAAGGAAAACAUAAUUAUAUGUUUUCCCUUGCAUCAUACUUCAAGAGAGGCACAUAAAAAGGACAUGUUUAUAAAAUUUAUUAUAUGAUGCAACACACACGUCAUAAGGUUAUUCAUUAGAAUUCAUUCAAACAAUUCACAAUUAAUACACAAAAGUGAAAAGCACAACACGUGGCGCGCCGAUAAUCCAUGUCCAUGAAGAAACAAAGGCAACUCGAAGACUGUGACACUUAAUUAAGCCAGCUUGAUACCUGCCUAUCUCACAUAACAUUACCUUAUAUUACAGUUACAUUCUUUAAUUAUUCACAUGGAUUUAUUUAACUAAUUACACGCGUUACAGUGCUGGAUAUGUUUGUACAGUAUACGGUUUAAAACAUAAUUUUGUAUCAAAUUGAUGUUUGUCAUCUUAUCAUGAAUUUAGAUUGAAAAAAAAAGAAACGGGAAAAGAUACUUGAAUAGCAUGAAAACGAAUGUAGCGUUAUUUUUGUUCAGAUACAACCAUGGAUAAGCUGUAAUAAACUGAUUAUCAUAAACAUGAAGUUGCGUAUCGUGUAUUCUAUACCGAUUACUAAAUUCAUAUGAAUAAUGAAGAGUUCUGUACAUAGACUUAAAUUUUUAAUGGCACUGUUGCCUUAGACAUAAGUUAAGAUCGCGUAAUAUCCCAGGAAAAUAAAAUCUUUCCGUCUCUCAUCGAGUGAUACAUAUAUAAACAUAUAAGAGAUAAUUUUUCGUAUCUACAUUAACUUUGCUAGCUCUUGACUCUUAUAUUUUGUACACUCACAAUUGUAUAUAACAAAUGCUCCGCAAAUGUAUCGAAAUAUAUCUUUUCGAUUGUUACAACGGUGCACUCCAUUAGUAAAGAAAUAUCUUCUGCAAUAUUUAAGUAGCAGUUAUUGAAAAUAUUACAAAAUUUAUUUUAACAUUGUUAAUUUAAAUUGCUUAUCCAUAUGAUGCCUUUGUAAUAAACAAUAAUAUGUAUGUAUAAAUGUGAGAAGAAUGAAACGUGCAAUUUUGGUGAAGUACCUUUUACGAAAUGUCGCUGUAUAGUAAAGAAAGUUUCACAAAUACCGUGAAUCUUUUGAUGAAAAUAAUGUAUUGUUAAUUAAUAGUAUAAUUAGAUUAUUUAUACUAUUACGCCGUAUGUAAUGCAGGGAUAAAGCUUUAUGAAAACUUCAUCAAAAUAGAACGUUCAGCAAAAAAAAAAAGACCUGGCUUAUGGUAUGUGCACAACGAAUUCCAAAACAUGAUAGUUUAAAAGUAUUGUAUCUGUGUAUUGUCUUCAAGGCAGCGAAAUGUUGAAUGUCACCUUAAUGUUUCUUUAAAUUUUUAUAUGUAAACAUUCAUUUAAUAGGAAUCUAGAUAAUUAUUUAUUACUAAAUUGGUGCGAUUAUUUCUUCUGCUUUGCAGAAGAUUAUUUUAAGUGUAUAAGUUAUAGUUCUAUGAGAACUUGGUAAAUAUUUGAAAGAGAUUAGGAAAAAGCCGUAUAAUCUUAAAUAAUCUUUGGUCCUUUUUGUUUUCCGUUUUUGUAUAAGGUAAGGGAAAGUGAAUCUGCAGAAGAACGCAUGAAAGAAAAGAAAUAGACGUCGUACAUCUCAUUUAAACAAAUCAAUGACGUACUUAGAUUAUGGCUUGCCUAUGAUCUCUUCCAUAAGCAUAGUUGUAUAAUCUGCUAACAGAUUUAUAAUUUUUGGCAAUCUUAUUCUCUUGUAUUGCUCUAGCAAAAUAUUUUUGUUCUUUCAAAUGUUACUUUUUAUCUAGCAAGGCAAUACAAAGAUGUAAUUGUUAUAACUUUGCUUAAUCAAGUUUUUCAAAAAAUGAAUUUAAUACCUCAUAUUUUAUAUGUAUUAUACGCGUAAAUUACACUCGUGCUAUGUCCUAAAAAUUUUAACUUGUCUUUACUCGAAAUUAUGAUAUAAAUGAAUUACAAGGAUAUAGUAAAAAUAUGAAUUUCAAGUUUAUAUGACAAAAUGUUGGCCGUACCAUGAUACAUGUUCUAUAAAAAAUGUUUUGUGAAGUGACAAAGAGGGAUAUUGAAAUAAUGACACAUAGCGAUGAAAUGAUAGUUUAUGAUACUUAAAUAUAGUCUAUGUGACGAAACAUUCUAAUUAUAAUGAUAGAAGUUACCUCAACAAAAAUAUUAAUUUAUAAUCAUUAUCUUUACUUUCAAGUAGUUAACUCAUAUAUCUAUUCAGAUUUUCAUAUGUCUGUUUUGAUAAUAUUAAUAUACAAUUGUAUCGUUAUUCUGUUGUUGAUAACACAAAAUUGAAAAGAAUAUAAAUUUUGUAAAGCUAACAAUGAAAUAUUUUGAUAUGCUUUAAAAGCAUGAGAUUUAUUGGCAAUCAAACAUUAUUUCCAAUCUCCCUUUUUUCACAUACGCAUUACACAAAAUUUAUAUGCAAAGAAAAUAACGUAUCGUUAAUAUCAAAAUUUAAUAAGAAUCAGAAUAGAAUGGAAUAUGAAAAAUUGAAUAAGAAGUGAAAAAUACAGUCUAUGUUUUUCAUGCAAACAUGUUGCUAUUAGAACCCGAAAAUGUCACAAUGAUGUUUAUUUUCACAGGGCAUAUCCGAAAUAACUAUUUAGAAAUAUUUAAAAAUUGUAAAAAAUAAAUAAUAGCGAAAAGAUAAAAUGGGAAAAUAGUUUUUAACAUUUUUGCACUGUGAUGGUUCUAAUUACUAUGAGGGAUAUUUCCGGGUUCCAAUUAUAACGUCUUUUUACAUUUUUGUUAGUGCUCUCCCUUUUUAUACAUAUACGUAAGUUUUACAUAUAUGAAAUACUGGAAAAGAUGUCUUUAUAUUAUUGGUAAGAUAUAUUUGCCUAUGGAAUGAGGUGCUGUUGAAUAGAAAUUUGACUAGAAAGGUGAAAAGAAUUUGGCAUAAUACAAUAAAAAAAGGAAGUGCUCAGUGAAAUACAUUUUAUAAUAUUUUAUACCUGGUUGUACCUAGACACUUUUGCCUAGUAUGUAUAUUUGGACAGAUAUCGUUCAAUGUAUUUAUUUCUUUAAUUUUUUUGAAAUAACAUUAGUAACACAGUCUUGUAAAAAUGUUAAAUUAUAUUUAUAUAUAGAUAUAACAGCUAUAUUACACUAGAACUUUUUAUACUUGUAUAUUUCACAUGAUAGAAAGGUAUUGAUGUUAAGGACAAUAAAAACAAACAGUUAUCUACACUUAUAAAAUAUAAUGUAAAAAUUAAACAGAUAUAAAAUUAUAGGAAAGAUGUCACUCUUUUAUACAAUAUUUUAUAUAUUUUUAUUCAUCUACUUGUCAUCUUUAUCUGGUACCAAGAGAUUAAGAUUGGCAUCUUUAGUCAUUGAUCCUAUGAAAGUUUCUUCAUCUCCACGAAUAGAUAACGCAGUGACGGAAAUAUUUGUUUUUCUCUCAUCCAUCAUUGCAGCUUUUGUCCAAUUUGAACUGCUGCAUUUUAUACAACUAUGCGAAGGUAUUCUGUCCAAACUCACUGUUCUGUUUCCACAAUCUCCACAUUUGAAGAAUCUCUUCACUGCAUCAGCAACACGCAAUGGAUGAUUUUGUUCUUUACACAUGUCAGAAGCAGAAAAUGCUGUAUAUUUACAAGUUAUGCAUUUAACAGCUUUACAAGGGACCUUAUAAGUAGUUAACAUUUUCUCUUCCAUUCUUUCUUUCAUUUCUAGUUUGCUAAAAUAUUUGUCUUGUUCUUGCUCAUAAGAUUUUUCAAUGAGAUCAGUAUGAGUAGAUUUAGCUUGCAUCACUUCCUUAAAUUUAUCUGACACGACAUGUAAUCUCUUUAUUUCCUGUUUUUCAUCAUUUUCUGACUCUCUUGGUCGUUUUUUUCCUUUCUCUAGUUUCUCUUCUUUGGUUAAACGUACUUUGUUAGGAUCUUUAGCUUUAAUUUUUCCAUUUUCUUUGACCCAUUUAACAGCAUUAUUUUUAGCUGUAUUAAUUUGUUUUUUAGUUAUAGGCUCUGACAAAUCUAUCGUUCCUCCCAGACAACCAAUACCUAAGCGAGGGCUUGAAGAUAAAGAAGAUAAGCCUUGUUUUCUUAUAUUAUUAGUUUUACAGGAAUUUAAUUGUGUUAAUGUGGAUGAAAAGGAUGUCUUGUCAUUUGAAGAUGUUUGAGAUAAUACAGUAGCUUUCCAACCUCUAGAUUUAUUCAUUUGUUCAAAGUCUUUUUUUAUUUGUUGCCCUAAUAUAUCUGUUUUUCCAUUUUGAUCUUUUACAUCUAAGCUUUUAUCAGUUGAAUUAUUAGUCUUCUGGCUUCCUGAAAGUAAUGCUAAUCGUUUAGCAUCUUUCUCUGCCAAUUUUUUAUUUUUUACAGCAACAACAGCAUGGAAUUCGGGCAUAUUGUUGAAAAAUGGUUUUUGUUUAUUCUGUGUUUUUUGUUUUAACAUAUCUAUUGAAAAUUUUUGACUAUUACUAAAUGCUUGCAAUUCUGUUCUUUUAGAACAUUUCUUGUACUCUUGUUUGAUAUGAUACAAACAAAAUUCACAACGACUAAUAUUUAUAAUAGAAUUACAAGAUUCUCCAUUCUUCUUUUUAGAUUUGCAUUUCCCCAUAUCUUUAGAUUUACCAAGUAUCAUAACUCUUUGAGGAUUAUCAAUUGACAAUGUUGCUAGAUCGGUAUUGUCUUUAGAUUCUAGAACAUUUGGAUUAAGAAUAGCUAUCACAGUUCCAACAGUAGUUUUCCAAAGUGAUUUAUAUGCAUUACUAAACAUAAAAAGACACACGGUAUUCAUAGCAUCACAUAAAUCACUUAUUUUCCAUAUAGCAUAUGUGCUUCCCUUUUGAGAAGUUUUCGGUGCAGAUUUAUUUAUUAAUACUCCUGCAAUUACCCAGUCUUUUUCUGAUUUCUCUGAAUUCAGAUGAUAUUUUAUUUUCGAUACUGUUACAGGUAUUUUAUCAAUCAUACGUGCUUUCAGCUCCAUUGAAGAAAUUACUGGCCUGAUGAUUCUCAAUCCAAAAAAUGGGUCACUGUAAACAUCUUUUGAUUCAGUGGCAUUAUUUGGUACUGUAUUUACAUUUUUGCUGCUCUUCGUUGCACUAAAAUUAAAUGUUUUACUGCUUUCACGUGGCAGUAAUCUCUCUUCAUCUUUUUUGAUACUUUCCUUUAAUAAAGAUUUUAUAUCACGUCCAUAAUUAGAAUAUUUUUGUUCCUCGAAAUAACGCCUGUCUUCAUCAUCCGAAGAAUCAAGUCCAUCAUCAUAAACUUCACUUUUCUCCUGAUGAUCAAUAGAUUUACUCUCAUCAUUAGUUUUAGGUGUACUGUCUAAAAAAUUAAAGUCUAAUUCCUUCAAAAUUUCUUUCUGAGUUUCUUUUUGUGGUGAUUCUUGAUUUUCCUCUGUAUCAUCGUUAGCUAAGAGAUCAUUUAAAACAUCGUCUACAUCAGAAUCAUUAUCCAUUUUAAAUAUAAAUUUCAAAUAGGAAUUGUUUAUUUCUACUAUAGAACGAGUUAUAAAAUUGCAAAUUAAACAAAAUUACACUUUUAAAGCUACUUAUUAGUCAGCUUUAUCAGCUUAUCAGCAUACGUUCAUUGCACAGUGAUAAGCUACAGGUAAUCAUGAUACAUUCUGCCAUUUUUC
Messenger RNA from Heterotrigona itama, 7354 nucleotides. Lineage: Eukaryota; Metazoa; Arthropoda; Insecta; Hymenoptera; Apidae. The record is from the annotation of a GenBank genome assembly.